This is a messenger RNA of Lasiodiplodia theobromae, 390 nucleotides long. Its product is annotated as Ethyl tert-butyl ether degradation. Gene Ontology annotation, molecular function: oxidoreductase activity. Bases 1 to 390 code for a protein of 129 amino acids. The transcript is spliced from 2 exons. NCBI's taxonomy places the organism in Eukaryota, Fungi, Ascomycota, Dothideomycetes, Botryosphaeriales, Botryosphaeriaceae. The record is from RefSeq and is a predicted model, not a curated record.
AUGGCUGUCACAUCGACCAUACUCUACCCGAACACCCCGGGCAAGAAUUUCGACCUCAAGUACUAUCUCAACACGCACAUGCCGCUCACCGAGAAAAUCUGGGGCCCCCUAGGCUUGACAUCGUGGAGAGUGGUUGAGUUUAAGGCUGGGGCCGACGGUGGGCCGCCGCCGUAUCGCCUGAAGACCGAGACAAUGUGGGAGAGCCGGGAGAAGCUGGAUGCGGCAGUGACGAACGAGCAGACAAGUGCCAUCUUCGGCGAUGUCGCCAACUUCACGGACGAGACUUGGAUUGAGAUCCGUUACCAGUUCCAAUACUUGAGAAGUCCAGCCGAAGGAUCCUUGUGCUCGUUCGAGGAUGAGGUCUUGGAGUUCAUCUCCAUGCCGGCGUAG